AUGGCGUCCAAAGGUGAUCAUGAGGUCCAGCACCUUCGCAAGGCCGCUGAGAAUGAGGUCGAGGAGAAGCUGGGCCAGUCGGCCAUCUUCGAGGCCAAGCAGGCCUCCGAUGAUGAACACGCCCAAACUCUGUUGCAGGCACUCAGCCAGAACCGCAAGGCUGUGCUUUGGUCUGUCUUGAUUUCCAUGUCCAUUGUCAUGGAAGGAUACGAUGUUAUUCUGAUCAACAACUUCUUCGCCUACCCGGAAUUUAAGAAGAAGUAUGGCAGCUAUUAUGAAGGGAUUGGAUACCAGGUGUCUGGUCCUUGGCAGACUGGACUGACCAUGGCAGCCACCACUGGUGCCAUCUUUGGCGGUCUCAUGAACGGCUUCUUCGCUUCGAGAUACGGCUACCGAUGGGUCCUGAUUGCCGCAAUGGGAUUCCUCAACUGCUUCAUCUUUGUCGUCUUCUUUUCCAACUCUGCUGCGGUGCUGCUCGUCGGUCAGAUUCUCUGUGGUUUCUCGUGGGGUGUCUUUGCCACGCUAAGUCCUGCCUACGGCCAUCAAACAGCCUCCGAGGUCUGCCCCACCAACCUUCGCGGUUACAUGACGACUUAUGUUAACCUUUGCUGGGCGACUGGUCAACUUAUUGCCGCCGGCGUCCUUCGUGGCUGCCUUAGCAUCGAAGGCGAGAUGGCAUACAAGAUUCCCUUUGCUAUCCAAUGGCUUUGGCCCAUUCCAUUGAUGGUCGUCGCUUACCUCGCCCCCGAAAGUCCUUGGUACCUCGUCCGUAAGGACCGUCUCGAGGAAGCCCGCCGAUCAAUUGAGAGACUCAGCGGAAACAAGACGCAAGAACAGAUGAACGCACAGCUUGCCAUGAUGGUCCACACCACCAAAGUCGAAGCCGAUGUUACAACUGGUGUGUCGUACAAGGACUGCUUCAAGGGCGUUGACUUUCGCCGUACCGAAAUUUGCUGCGUUGCAUUCGCCGGCCAGGUCAUGUCUGGCAGCAGUUUUGCGUACACCCCGACAUACUUCUUCACCACUGCCGGCAUGAACACCGCCAAUGCAUUCGAGCUAAGCUUGGGUGCCAAGGGCAUGGCAUUCCUUGGCACAGUGCUUUCUUGGUGGCUCAUCUCCUAUUGGGGACGCCGACAGAUUUAUGUCACCGGCAUGGGAUGUCUGACGGUUAUUCUCUUCAUUAUCGGCAUUCUAGAUGUUUCCGCCGGUAAGAAGGGUCUCUGGCCGUCUGGUGGACUUUGUGUGUUCUGGUUGUUCAUCUACGUAAGUGAGUCACUUACCAUCGGACCGAUUACAUACAGUAUUAUUAGUGAAACAUCGUCGGUCCGCCUUCGCCCUCUUACUGUUGUUUUGGCACGAAUUGCGUAUCAACUUGUCAACAUUGUCUCGCAAGUCUUGCAGACUUACAUGAUGAACCCAACGGAGUGGAAUUUGAAAGGAAAGGCAGGCUUCUUCUGGGCUUGUACCGCCGGUAUCGUCUUUGUGUGGGCGUUCUUCCGACUGCCCGAGGCCAAGGACCGCACAUAUGAGGAGCUGGACAUUCUGUUUGCCCGCCGCACCCCAGCCAGGGAAUUCGCCAAGGCUCACGUGGAUGCAUAUGCGACUUCAAGUCAGGUCGAGGAUGUUCAUGAGGCAAACGUAAAGGAAGACAAGUGA
Messenger RNA from Colletotrichum truncatum, 1656 nucleotides. The record is from RefSeq and is a predicted model, not a curated record. NCBI's taxonomy places the organism in Eukaryota, Fungi, Ascomycota, Sordariomycetes, Glomerellales, Glomerellaceae.